AGAGCGAGCGGCGGCUCUGCUGUGAGACCGGUCCUGUACAGCCACGGCUCCUCGUGCCACAACUUUCCUCCGUGGGCACACCGAGCACCUGCUCACCACGAGCCCCUGCACUGCCACUGCCGUGGUAACGGAGCUGGGGGCACUGGGGCCGUGCCCAGCACCUGGCUGCCACGUGGGCACCGGAGAGGGGCAGCUGCAUCCUUUGGCUUUGGAAGCGUGGUGGGGCUGAGACGGGGCCUCAUCCUGCCCCAGCGGAGCCCUCACCCACAGCAAUGCCACCCCAGGUCCCUGCGUGUACCUGCUGAACACCGGUGCCAACUGCAAGAUGGGUGCCAGGAUGGCGUUGGGCACCAGAGCGAGAGGGAUGCAGGUCAUAGCCUGGCCCAGAGCUGCCUCCUCUUGUGGUGAGCAAACAACCCCAGAGCUCAGCCCGGUGGUGUGAGUCUCCCCAGCACCAUGGCACUGGCUGGGUGAGCCCCACCAGUGGCACUGCUGAGGGUGAGGAAGAUGCCAACGCAGCUCCGGUGCUGCCCGGCCCGCUGUCCCCCUCGCCCAGCUAUAGCGGCCACCAGAGCUGAGCAAUGGAUUCCUUCUGCUUCGUCUGCUUCCAGAAAGAGGAGCUGCAGCCCCUGCACCUCCACAGCACAGCCAUGAGUGCCGGAUCGAUCGAGCAGGAGCCGUCGCGCAAGCUGGCGUGCUGCGGGGUGCCGCUCAUCACCGAAGACAUGCAGUCGUUGGCCAUCCGCACCCUCUCGGGCACCGACAUCAACAAACACUACGACCUCAUCCGCGAGCUCGGCAAGGGCACCUACGGCAAGGUGGACCUGGUGUCCCACAAAAGCACAGGCACCAAGAUGGCCCUGAAGUUCGUCAACAAGAGCAAGACGAAGCUGAAGAACUUCCUGCGGGAGUUCAGCAUCACCAACACGCUCUCCUCCAGCCCCUUCAUCAUCAAGGUCUUCGACGUGGUCUUCGAGACAGAGGACUGCUACGUCUUUGCUCAGGAGUAUGCCCCAGGAGGGGACCUCUUCGACAUCAUCCCCCCACAGGUGGGGCUCCCCGAGGACAUGGUGAAGCGCUGCGUGCAGCAGCUGGGCCUGGCGCUGGACUACAUGCACAGCAAGAGCCUGGUGCACCGGGACAUCAAACCGGAGAACGUGCUGCUCUUCGACCGCGACUGCCGCCGCGUCAAACUGGCCGACUUCGGCAUGACCCGCAAGGUGGGCUGCCGGGUGAAGCGCAUCAGCGGCACCAUCCCCUACACGGCGCCCGAGGUGUGCCAGGCCGGCCGCGCAGAGGGCUUCGCCGUGGACACCAGCAUCGACGUCUGGGCCUUCGGGGUGCUCAUCUUCUGCGUCCUCACCGGGAACUUCCCCUGGGAGGCGGCGGCCGCCUCCGACACCUUCUUCGAGGAGUUCGUGCGGUGGCAGAAGGGCCGCCUGGCGGGGCUGCCCUCGCAGUGGCGGCGCUUCACGGACAGCGCGCUGCGCAUGUUCCAGCGCCUGCUGGCCCUCGACCCCGAGAAGCGCUGCCCCGUCAAGGAGGUCUUCUACUUCAUCAAGUACGACCUGAUGGCCGAGGUGCGCCGCCGGCCCUCCUACCGCUCCCGCAAGCACGCCGGGGACAAGCUGCCCGCCGGGCCGCACCGCCACGAGCCCACCGCCUCCUGCACGCCCACCCCGCUCAAGAGGACCAUCCUGACCGACGGCCCCGGCACGCGGCUCAACGGCCCCGAGCCCAGCGCGGCCUCGUCCGGCCCGGCCGGCAGGACAGACGGACGGCAGGACAAGGGCAAGGGGCAGAUGGUGCUGGCCACAGCGAUAGAGAUCUGUGUCUGAGGGCGCGGGGCGGUGCGUGGCCCCGCUCCCGGCGGCACCGUCCCGUCCCUUGGCACAGGGGCUGCGGGUGGCUGCAGGGCCGGGGGCUGCGCCUCCGUACGCAGAAACAAGAAGAGGACAGAACUGGUUGCGCUCAGUAGCACUGAGGAUGCCGGUGCCACCGUCUGCUCAGGAGGGCAGGAGCCGGGGGGCGCCGGUGCUGCUGUCCCCAACCCGGCGGCUGCGCUCCCCCUCUGGGACCCCCCCACGGUGCCCUGGGGAGAGGUCCCCCGUGACAACGCGACGGGGCUGUGCGGGGGCCCUGGGAAGGCCGAUGACCCCACGCUUGGAGGAGGCCUUCCGGGUGGCCCCUGACCCACGCCGGGCACCAGGAGGGGACGAGGGGGCCGGGAUGGAGGGGAUCCCCCCGGCCGCUCCCUGCCACGAUGUAGCAAGUGUCACUGUGUGUCACCCCAUCCUCCCUGCCCGGAGCGAUGGCCGCAGCGAUGCUCUCCGACUGGGGGGGACAGCUGGCCGGGAGCCACGGGGUCACCCUGAGGACCCCCACGCCUCCGUCCCCUCCGGCCCCCAACUACCGCACAAAGGGCUAUCACGCUCCUGAAGCAGCAGCAGUUUACACAGCAGCCGCCAGGCAGGUGGGGUCCCACCGCCCCCACGCCCCCACCACCAGCGCUGCUGCCCCGUCCCCGUGCCCCCAUGUCCCCACGUCCCCACAUCCCCACGUCCCCACGUCCCCAUGCCCCCACGUCCCCACGUCCCCGUGUCCCCCCGCCCGCAGGGCCCAGGUCUGGUGGUAGAAGUAGCACUGCACAGAUGUAGAGAUGUUAGGUGCGGUUCGUCCUCCUUUUUGCCUUAGGUCCCUCCACGUCCCCCCCGAUCUUUCGUGCAAUAAUGUAGAUAAGGAACCCCGGUGCCGAUGGCCGCCGUGCCGCUCCGUGUCGGGUUUUUAUUUCGGGUUCCCCCGGCCGCCGGGCGCCGGACCUUCUUCCCAUAGGAGAGGCUGUAGUGUCACAGACGUUACCUCAGUUUGUCACUGUCGAAAAGAAAAGCAAAAAGCAAAAAAAAAAAAAAAAAGCAACGAAAUACAUUAAAACAGAGGAAAAAACAAAACAAAAGCAAAGACAGAAAGGCGUCGUUCUGACAGCCCCAAAACGCUGAGGGGUGCGGGAAGGAGACGUCCCUGCAGGGAGCAGCGCAGGGAUGGGGGCGCGGGGACGAUCCCCGAUGGCACCGCCUGACUGCAGCGUGGAUUCCAGCCACGUCGGCAGGCUAAUUUCAAUUUCCUGCUCAUUAUGCAAAUGAAUGUGGAUUUAAUUAAGGGCAGAUUUCAUUAAAGUCUUCUAGGGGAAAUGAGAGCGGGGUGGGGGAGAGGAGGAGGAGGAGAGGGGAAGGAGGGACGAAGGCAGCGCCCAAACAGGAGGUGAAUGUCUGCGGGGGCCGCUGGGAUGGGGCUGUUGAGGGAUUGGGGCACACGGACGCACCGUGGGGACACGGGGUGGGCACUGAGCCCCGCGCAUCCACCAACGCCUGCUGGUCCAACCCCUCACAUCGGGGCAGGGAAAGCAUUUCUCGGCCACGUGAUUAUUAUUUUUAUUUUAUCCGGCUAAAAAUACAGACGUGGCCGCACCGAAGCCCCGGGCAAUCACUGUGGCUGCCAGCGGGCCGUGGCUGCGAGGAGCCCCCCGUCCCCGUGCAGAUGAGAGGCGAGCUGCGCUUUGACACCUCGGCCCACCCGCUGCUAACCCGGAGCGAAGCAGCCCAUCUCUCCCAGCCCAUUCCCCCCCCCGCAGCACCCAGACCCCCCUGGCGCUGUGCUGUGUGCCCUGGCACCGCUGCACCCCCAAAGCACAGCGUUCCCAGAGUGUGGUGACCCCACAGCACGGCGGCCCCCAAAGCGCAGCAUCCACCGACCGUCUCCCAGCCGUGGCUGAGCCACUCAUUCCAAGCACAGCCAACCAAUGCCACGUUGGUGCCACGCUCUGAACCCCAAACAGCCCUUUCUAAGGCAACACUGUGCCACCACCAAACGCUGUGCAGGCUGCGUCCCCACCGUGGUGGCACUGAAGUGGUGCAGAGAUGCGGGGGAUGCAGAGCAGUACGGGGAAGGGAUCCCUCACUGCGCUCUGUGCAGCUGCUGGAGCUUCCAGAGAUCGGGGUGUUGGGAGGAGAUGCGACUCGUGGUGGUGGUGGAGAUCUGAGCCCCCCACGUCGGGGUGCUGCCAAGGCCCGGUGCCUCUCCUGUGCUGCUCAGAGCUGUCCCCUGCCUGCCCUUCGUCAGGGCUCUGCUGCUCUCUGCGCUGCCGGAUGCUGUGCUGGAUGGUGUCAGGGCCCCGUAGGGACAAACUGCCUGCAAUGGGCAUGAAAACCCAUCCCAAGGUAGGGAGAAAUCCAGCCCCCACAUAGGAUGUUUCAGCCGGUGGCAGGCUGAGCUUCCCAUCCCACCCCAUCCCAUCCCUACCACA
Molecule: messenger RNA, 4300 nt
Organism: Gallus gallus (chicken)
Lineage: Eukaryota; Metazoa; Chordata; Aves; Galliformes; Phasianidae
Gene: SBK1
Product: SH3 domain binding kinase 1
Exons: 4
Coding region: 582-1838 (418 amino acids)
Biological process (GO): peptidyl-threonine phosphorylation; peptidyl-serine phosphorylation
Molecular function (GO): ATP binding; protein serine/threonine kinase activity
Source: RefSeq, a predicted model, not a curated record